UCUAGACAAAACGCAUGUUUAGGGGAAAUGAAAAAGGAAAUAUAUUGUCAAGAAAUCUGGUAUGAGUAUGUGAGAUCUAUCCAGGCACGCAGAAAAUGGAAUAAAGGCCUGAGAAAUAACAGUAAAACCUGUAUAAUGAUUUAAAGAUGAUUAUGGUUUGUAACAGGAUUAAAAUAAUAAUAUACAUGCUAAUGAAGGAAUGUCAGUAAUAUAUAACCAAAUGUAUGUAUUCUGUACUUUUAAUCAAAGAAUGUUAUAAUGUAUGCUCUGUACUUUUAAUCAGCAGAAGGUUAUAAUGCUUUAUGGAAAUUGAGGUUAAACAACUUGAUUGUUGCAUGAUACUCAUUGAUUAUUAAGGAAUAAAGAUGAUUAGUGAGGAAAGAACAUACUGAGGUAAAAGGAUAGAGUAAAGCAUUGAAUAUGUUUGAACAUGUUCUUUCAGCAUUGGACAUGUCUGAGCAUGUCUGGAGCGAUGGGUGAGGCUUAAUUAGAAGCAUAUGGUCAACAGCAAGCGAGUAAUAAGGAAGGAAUGUGUCACGAGGGAGUUGGGGAGGAUGGAACUCUCUACCGACAGUGAGACGCAAAGGGACGGUUACGCAGCCCUGCCCCGAAGGCGGCCCUACGUUGAGAGGGUUUUAAAAGGUGGAGCCCAGGAGAGAAACGGAGUUCUUCGUCCCAGGCGCAGAAGAGGAGUCAGCAAGGGAAGCAGGGUAAAGACCAGCGGAGGACCACGCCCGGAACCAAGGAAAAAGCUCAAAGACUUCACGCCGAUAAGAAGGGACAAGUUCCACCGGCCACCACCUCCGGUUCCAGAUCCGACCGACUCCUCUGCMUCUACCCAACGCUCUCCAAAUCACCGCAGCYGACUUGGAAAAGAGACGGAGGUCCUUCAAAGACAAAGAGUCUGCACGUUUAAUGGAAAGCGUGAGUCUUCUCUCCGCUUCUCUUCAGUAAAGAGGACUUUGCUCCGGCUGGACAAAGACUCUGACCAAGGACAUCUAAAAGAUUACAGCUGCCGAGACCAAAGAACCAUCGGGUAUGAGUUGACCAGCUUCCCCCAAAAGCCUUGCUCAGUGAAUUUAGAGAAACAGGUUAGGGAUGAGAACAAGGAUAGGAUGUGAAUGAUCCUAGUUGAUUUCAUUAUAUUUUUGCUUCUUUUAUAACUCUUGGGAAUUUAACCUGUUGUCAUAUGCCCCUGCUAAAGCUUGCUUAAUAAAAUUGUAAUCCUAAAAAUUC
Molecule: messenger RNA, 1236 nt
Organism: Poecilia reticulata (guppy)
Lineage: Eukaryota; Metazoa; Chordata; Actinopteri; Cyprinodontiformes; Poeciliidae
Source: RefSeq, a predicted model, not a curated record